CACUAAUUUUAAUGUAUGUAAGCAUCAGCAAGAGAUAUCCGAUAUAAAGCCUGCACGUCCGAGCAACAGCACAACUUUGUUGGCCAGAUAACUUAUUCAACAUGGGAAAGAUAAUCUUCUAUGAGGAUCGUAACUUUCAGGGCCGCCAUUAUGAGUGCAGCUCUGAGUGCCCAGAUUUGACCUCAUUCUUCCACCGCUGCAAUUCAAUCCGAGUGGAAAGUGGUAACUGGAUCCUGUAUGAGAACCCCAACUAUAGAGGACACCAAUAUUACCUUAGCAAAGGAGAAUUUCCUGAUUUUCAGCAGUGGAUGGGUUUCAAUGACUCCAUCAAAUCCUGCCGUGUUAGCCCACAGCACCAAGGUUCAUUCAGAGUAAAGGUCUACGAGAGGGAGGAUUUCCGAGGUCAGAUGAUGGAGUUCACUGAAGAUUGUCCUCAUGUCUAUGAAAGAUUCCGUUACAAUGACAUCCACUCCUGCCAUGUGCUUGACGGUUACUGGAUGUUCUAUGAGGAGCCCAACUACAGGGGCCGUCAGUAUUACCUGAAACCUGGAGAGUAUAGAAGAUACUCUGAUUGGGGUGCCAAUAGUCCCAGAAUUGGCUCAUUCAGAAGACUCCAUCAUUUCUAAUUUACUGCGUAAAUAAGUGAAUAAUUAUGUAAUUCUGCAUUAAAUAAAAUCAUUGAAAAUCAAAGCUAA
Molecule: messenger RNA, 695 nt
Organism: Pelobates fuscus (common spadefoot toad)
Lineage: Eukaryota; Metazoa; Chordata; Amphibia; Anura; Pelobatidae
Product: gamma-crystallin-3-like
Exons: 3
Coding region: 102-626 (174 amino acids)
Biological process (GO): visual perception; lens development in camera-type eye
Molecular function (GO): structural constituent of eye lens
Source: RefSeq, a predicted model, not a curated record